Molecule: messenger RNA, 1033 nt
Organism: Vigna umbellata (rice bean)
Lineage: Eukaryota; Viridiplantae; Streptophyta; Magnoliopsida; Fabales; Fabaceae
Product: transcription factor MYB3-like
Source: RefSeq, a predicted model, not a curated record
CUCUCCUGCAAAUGCAUAUUUCUCUUUCUCUUUCUCUUUCUCUUUCUUUACCUUAUCCCACCUCGGUUCUUCCCUUUGUAGCUUCCUUUUCUCUUUCAGGUAAACCCCAGUAAACGUAGAAACAAUGAGGAAACCUGCUUCUGAUAUCAAAGACUUGAACAAAGGAGCUUGGUCCAAACAAGAAGACCAAAAACUCAUAGAUUAUAUCAACAAACACGGUGAGGUUUGUUGGCGUACACUCCCUCAGGCUGCAGGUUUACUUCGGUGUGGCAAAAGUUGUAGACUGAGAUGGAUAAACUAUCUAAGGCCAGACCUUAAAAGAGGCAACUUUGCUGAAGAUGAAGAAGAUCUCAUCAUUAAGCUUCAUGCGCUACUUGGCAACCGGUGGUCACUUAUAGCAGGGAGAUUGCCUGGUCGUACAGAUAACGAAGUGAAGAACUAUUGGAAUUCUCAUAUAAAAAGAAAGCUAAUUAGCAAAGGCAUUGAUCCAAAUAAUCAUCGAUUAGAUCAUAAAGUCCCUUUCCUUCAGAAUCCACCCAUGUCUGAAGAUGCCUCAGAACCUUUUGGCACGAAAGUCGUUGAAAAGAACAAGCCAUGUAAAUCACCUCGUCAUGUUUAUGGUGAUGUCUCAGACGAUGCAAGUGGCGAGGCUCAGUCAUCAUAUGCCCUUCCGGAUUUAAACCUUGAUCUCUCUAUCGCCAUACCUUCAGAAUCACACACUAUUUCUCAAAACAAUCUAAAACCCUUUCGUCAAUCUUAUUCAUCCAGGAAACUGCCUUAUGAUUCUCCUUCUACACUUCUUCUGUUUCAGUAAUAAACAUCAUGGCUUCAAUAGGAUCCGAUCUACUCGUCGAACCACAACUUGUGAUAAUAUAUUGAGAUCUUACGAACAGGGAAAAUGAGAGAGCUUGUGUUGUUCAUGAAGGAUAACACUCUCAACUAGAAAGAAUGUUGGUUAAUGCUUUAUUGCAAACUUUCCAAUGGCAUAAAAGCAAACCAAUAUUUCUAUACCCAAUGGAAGCCAUUAAUUGCU